UACCGUGCUUGGUAUCUACCUGUAUUCAAUGCUAUCGGUAAAACAAGAGAAAUUUUUAGACGAUUUCGAAGAGCCACGAAAAGUUGAUUUGCCGGAGAAACAAUAAUAUAAAUUUACCCUGUUCCCAUUUCAGUUAUAUAAUAAUCAUUGUGAAAAAUGUCUCCAUCAACUGCUGUUAAUUCGAUUGCUAAGUCUGGUGCUCGACUUCCACCAUUGCCAACAAUCCGUGAUUUAGUGCGAUUGUACAAGCUGAGAGCAAUCAAACAACUCUCGCAAAAUUUCCUAAUGGACGAAAGGUUAACUAAUAAAAUUGUGCGUGCUGCGGGAAACAUAGCUGAUAAUCACGUGUUGGAGGUUGGGCCUGGCCCAGGAGGCAUAACCCGAUCUAUCAUUAGAAUGUUUCCACGUCAACUUGUUGUUGUUGAGAAGGACAGACGUUUUCUGCCAACGUUACAGCUGUUGUCAGAAGCUUCAAAGGAACUUCUCCAGAUGGAUGUCGUUUGUGGAGAUAUACUGGAUUACCGUACUGGAGACGCAUUUCCUGAUUGCCCUAGAACAGACUGGCAGGGUAAACGAGCACCUGUACAUAUAAUUGGUAAUUUACCAUUUGCAAUUUCUACCCGUCUGUUGAUAAACUGGCUUCGGGAAAUGAGUUUACAAACAGGUGCUUGGUCUUAUGGGCGCAGCAGUCUAACAUUGACCUUUCAAAAAGAAGUAGCGGAACGCAUAGUCGCCCCAAUUUUGGCUGAAAAUCGGUGCCGGCUUUCGGUAAUGAAUCAAAUCUGGAGCCGGGCAGAAAUGAAAUUUCUCAUACCCGGAAAAGCAUUUGUACCCAAACCGGACGUCGAUGUAGGCGUAGUCACCAUCAUCCCGCUGAAAAAACCUCUCACCACCGUUCACUUUGAUGUUGUGGAGAAAGUUAUUCGUCAUAUAUUUUCGAUGCGUCAAAAGUACUGUCGUCGGGGCGUCGAAAAUCUGUAUCCACCUGAAAGACGUGAUGAGCUUACCGAGCUGACGUUUCGCAUGGCGGAUGUUGAUCCUUUGGCCCGAUCCUUUCAGCUAUCGACAGAAGAAUGUUUGAGAAUAGCUGAAGCGUACGAUGAGUUGAUAAGAUUCAAUCCCGGUAUGGAGCAUUAUAAUUAUCGAGCACCAAAACAAUUUGUGGAGGAGGUUUAAAAUAAUUUGUAAUUAGUGUGCCUGUAGUAAUAAAAAUAGUGAAACAUU
This is a messenger RNA of Malaya genurostris, 1224 nucleotides long. Its product is annotated as dimethyladenosine transferase 1, mitochondrial-like. Gene Ontology annotation, molecular function: mitochondrial transcription factor activity; rRNA (adenine-N6,N6-)-dimethyltransferase activity. The record is from RefSeq and is a predicted model, not a curated record. Bases 157 to 1176 code for a protein of 339 amino acids. NCBI's taxonomy places the organism in Eukaryota, Metazoa, Arthropoda, Insecta, Diptera, Culicidae. The transcript has 2 exons. Gene Ontology annotation, cellular component: mitochondrial matrix. Gene Ontology annotation, biological process: transcription initiation at mitochondrial promoter; rRNA methylation.